AUGGUAUCGAGAUUCUUCCAGCUCGUCCUGCUCGCAGGAAUGAUGCUGCUCAUCCCCAGCUUCCUCUACCUCUCACAUCCGACGCGAACAACGCUCAUCGAUCCACAUUCAGGACUGGCUUAUUCGUCAGACUCGAUUCUGCCCGGUGGAGCGGCGAAUGCGGACGCGCAGGUGUCGCAAGGCAAGGGCGUCGAUGGAUCACACCUCUUUGGGUGGCAUUGGCAAGACGCAUCCUCGAACGUCAACAAAGGUGUCCACCGAGUGGAAGACCAGGUAAAGGGCUUGAUCGACUCGUUCCGUCCCCCACACGACUCCACCACAGCACCGAUAGCCAAGCCGGAGAAGGCAUCGUCAGACAAGGCGUCAAGCACAUCAGCUGCUGCAAAAGCGAAGGACACAGCCCGCGUUCCAGGCGUGAUCAUGCCCAAGAUGGCCAACGACACCGCCAAAGCCGCACUCGGCCGCUCCACAUGGCACUACCUGCACACCAUGACGCUGCGCUUCCCCGACAAGCCCACCAAGGAAGAGUCCGAAACGCUCCGCAGCUUCUUCCACGACUUUGCGCUCUUGUAUCCGUGCGGAGAGUGCGCACGGCACUUCCAACAGCUCAUCAAGGAGCUUCCCCCACAGGUUGGGUCUAGGAUGGGUGCGAGUCUGUGGUUGUGCGCAGUGCACAACGAGGUGAACAAGAGUUUGGGCAAGAAGGAGUUCCCGUGCGACAAGCUCGACGAGAGCUACGAUUGCGGCUGCGGAGAGGAUCCGAAGAAGGAUCCGAAAAAAGAGUCGGGGGAUGGGAAGAAGGAUGGGAAGGCGGCGACGAAGGUGAAGAGCGAGGCGGCAACGGUAACACCAACGAGCACGCACAAGACCGUCACACCGUUCAGGUAA
Kalmanozyma brasiliensis GHG001 is the source of this 888-nucleotide messenger RNA. Its product is annotated as ERV/ALR sulfhydryl oxidase domain protein. The transcript has a single exon. The record is from RefSeq and is a predicted model, not a curated record. Gene Ontology annotation, cellular component: mitochondrion. Gene Ontology annotation, molecular function: flavin-dependent sulfhydryl oxidase activity; flavin adenine dinucleotide binding. Lineage: Eukaryota; Fungi; Basidiomycota; Ustilaginomycetes; Ustilaginales. The coding region runs from base 1 to 888 and encodes 295 amino acids.